CUCGGAGCAGCGAGUAGCCCGGGACGACUCGCUAAACAACUUUUUGUCUCAUCUGUCAUUUCUUGGACUCAUUUUCGACGUAAACGGAGGACUUUAUGGAGCUUGGAUGAGGUGCCCCAGUGGAUUUUGUUCAAUGGCUCUGGCACAAAUCCAGCGGCCUUUUCUUAUAGUCGUCAGUCUGCUUGCGUGCGAGUGUCUGGGCGGCUGCGCCGAGGUGGACUCGUUGACGGAGGCCGUACGGGGCCAGGCCUUCGUGCUGGGUUGCAUUUCCUGCAAGAAACGAGCAGAAGUGGGCGCCGUCGCCACCGUGGACUGGCACUUCAGACCUCAAGGACAGGAAAAUUUCACGCAUAUCUUCCACUACGAGCACCCGAGUGCCGACGUAGUGGACGAAGCUUUCAGGGGACGUCUGGACUGGCUGGGCACCAGAGGCGAGGACAUCCAGGCGGCCACCGUCGCCGUGCGCAACGUCAGCUACGGGGACGCCGGAACGUAUCGCUGCACUUUCAGCCGAACGCUUCUGCUGGCGGGCUUUCGGCACCACGUCAGCGUGGAGAAGGAGGUGGAGCUCAGCGUGGUGGACGCCGCCAACCGGGAGCUGGCGGCGGUGGUGUCGGAGAUGGUCAUGUAUGUGCUGAUCGUGCUCCUGCAGUUGUGGCUCAUCGUGGUGGUGGUCUACUGCUACAAGAAGGUGUCGGACGACAUGGACGCCCGCGAGGCACGCAGAGCUCUCAAGGCUCACAAGGAAUUGCUGGACUGUGAUGGCGUUAAGUUAGAUGAACCUAAAUAAGUCUUUUAUUUCAUCAAAAAAGCACUGUGUGAAAUAUAACAAAUGAUUUUU
This is a messenger RNA of Syngnathus acus (greater pipefish), 841 nucleotides long. RefSeq lists its product as uncharacterized. The transcript has 5 exons. Lineage: Eukaryota; Metazoa; Chordata; Actinopteri; Syngnathiformes; Syngnathidae. Gene Ontology annotation, cellular component: voltage-gated sodium channel complex. The record is from RefSeq and is a predicted model, not a curated record. The coding region runs from base 107 to 790 and encodes 227 amino acids. Gene Ontology annotation, molecular function: sodium channel regulator activity. Gene Ontology annotation, biological process: cardiac muscle cell action potential involved in contraction; regulation of heart rate by cardiac conduction; sodium ion transport.